Messenger RNA from Lagopus leucura (white-tailed ptarmigan), 8852 nucleotides. It is a transcript of the gene RP1, whose product is annotated as RP1 axonemal microtubule associated. NCBI's taxonomy places the organism in Eukaryota, Metazoa, Chordata, Aves, Galliformes, Phasianidae. Gene Ontology annotation, biological process: intracellular signal transduction. Bases 341 to 8803 code for a protein of 2820 amino acids. Gene Ontology annotation, molecular function: protein binding. The record is from RefSeq and is a predicted model, not a curated record. The transcript has 62 exons.
UGAAAAGGCAAAAAUAAGAGUAGAUCUACCAUUUCUGAAUAGGUCAGAGCAGUAUUUUAGGGGAAGAAGACACAAGGGUUCUCUGAGACAGGACAGACAAUUCUCCAAGCAACCUGUCAGUCAUUGAAACAAUUCCUCUAGAAAUUUGAGAGCCUUGACGUGAUGGAAAAUAAAGGAUCUGAACAAAAAUUUGCAUCAACUUGGGCCAUAGUGACUGAAGCAAACUGUAGCUGGAACACGUUUGAGCUGAAAGAGGCAGCAUCCAUCACCUAAGUAUCAUCUAUGUGGCUCUGAUUUUUCUUUUAGCCCUUCAAAGGUCUUGGAUCAGAGUGCUGCCAAAAUGAGUGAAUCUCUUUCAAGCAGUUACUCCGUGAAUCAGCCAAACUCCUCUGAGAGUGAACAGAGUUUAUCUACACGCCAUUUCAAUGUUACUGAACCUGUAGUGGCCAAAAGGAUCUGUUUUUAUAAAAGUGGAGAUCCUCAGUUUAAUGGAAUCAAAAUGGUCAUUAACAACCGGUCUUACAAAACAUUUGAUGCCUUGCUGGAUAGCUUAUCUAAACGGGUCCCGUUACCUUUUGGAGUAAGGAAUAUCAGUACGCCAAAAGGGAGACACAGCAUCACCAGUCUGGAGGAUCUUGAAGAUGGAAAAUCUUAUAUUUGCUCCCAUCAGAGGAAAAUGAAGCCUAUCAACCUAGAACGGGCUAGCAGAAAGCCACUGCCCUGGCAGAUCAGUAGGCCUGUCAGUGCUCAUGGAUUUGGCCAUCAAGAAAGCACAAUAACAACUCCCAGAAAGAUGCUUGUUUUCAAAAAUGGAGAUGUAAGACUCAGACGCACCAUAGUUCUGGGAAAGAAAAAUACACAAACCUUUGAGGCCUUUCUGGAUUACAUGAGUGAAUUAAUGCAGUAUCCAGUUGCAAAACUUUAUACCACUGAUGGCAGAAAGGUUCCUAAUCUUCAGGCCCUGAUAUUGUGCUCUGGAGCUGUAGUUGCAGCAGGGAGAGAGCCUUUUAAACCAAGUAAUUAUGAAUCUCUUGGGUAUUCACGGCCUGCCAGAUUACUUGGAAUUGCAAAUCGUGUGUACCCCAAAGCAAAUUUGAAGUCAGAAAGUGAAAACAGUAAGAAAUGGAAGGUGUCAGUCCUCACCAGUGAUAUGCCAUCUGCAGGAACAAGCUCAAAGGUUUAUAUCAUAUUGUAUGGGGAUCACGGCAGUUCAGGACCUAUUUUUCUUGAUGGAGAGAAGGGAAAAUUAUUUCAGAGAGGCAGUGAAGAUGUCUUCACAAUUCAUACAGGAAACAUAGGACGUCUCUACAAAAUACGCAUUGGACAUACUAAUGCAGGAAGUUGCCCUGCCUGGCACUGUGAAGAGGUGCAGUUGCUGAAUCUUUUUUCAGGGGAGCAGUUUUCUUUCCCUGUAAAUCGAUGGCUGGCCUGGGACCAGGCUGAUGGAGAGAUAUCUGUGGAGCUUCCUGUAUUACAUCAGGGUCAGCCUGUUCUUCCAGUGACUGUCUAUGAAGUGCAUGUGACAACAGGAGAUCUGUGGAAUGCUGGAACUGAAGCUGAUGUGUAUAUUUCUAUCUACGGAGAAAAAGGUGACACAGGAUCAAGACAACUGGUCAGGUCACAGAAACCCAAGAAAUUUUUGAAAGGACAAACUGACAUCUUUCUUGUGGAAGCUGUGCACCUUGGCCAUUUGUACAAGAUUGUUAUAGGACACAACGGUCUUGGAUCAGGAAAUGGAUGGUAUCUGGACAAAGUUGUAAUCAAGGAUCCUGUAACAGAUCUGGAUUAUACUUUUCUUUGCCACAGAUGGCUGGACAAUGGGCAGGACGAUGGCAACAUUGCGAGAGGACUGACUGUGACAGAUGCCAGCACAUUUCCAGGAAGGAAAGAGCUGGAGAUGAAGAGAGAGGAAACUUGGGCUGCUCAAAAGUGGAAAUUUCAGGAAGGCAAUAAACUUCAGCUUUACAACAGGCUCACCCAUGGUUUCAUAUGUCUCUAUCCAGACAGCAGCGUUGAUGCUCUUGGUGACAAGAAGAAUAAAUAUGGACUUUUCAAUGUAAUUGUCAAAAAAGGAAAUAUUUCUGUAUUCAGAAGUCAUCAGAUACCACAUCUUGCUCUCGCUCUUGUCAAUGGCUAUGCAACUGGAAAGAGCAAAGACAAGUCUUCCUGUGAGCUCUGCAUUCACCUUCAACCAAAUGGUUGUGCCAUUCUCGAGUCAGCGAGGAACCCAGGUCACACUGUAAUGUUCAAUCUUCAAGGCAAAGUAGCUGAUGAAAAAACAGGAUAUGCUGGAAUUUCCAAGGAAUUUGUUGUGCAUGUCAAGGGUGUAUUUCACCAUGGUGCCAUCAUUCUGCUCAACACAAAUCGUUGCCAGGCUCUGACUCUCAGAUCUGAUGGGGGCUGCAGUGGAGCAGGUCAGCAGCAACAGGAAUCCUACUGGAGGGUGCAUAAAAUUGGUUCUGGAGUCUGCAUGUUUGAGAGUGUGAGUAACCCAGGAAAGUACCUGAAGAUCAAAGAUGGCCAGUGUAAUGGAACAGGCACGGGUGAUGAAUACUGUCACUUUAAAAUUGAGAAGAAUUGGGAGGCUGGAUCUGUAAGUCUGGAAUCAGUGCGGAGUAAAGGGAUAUACGUUGGUCUCCUUCCAGAUGGUCAGACCAAGCCAGUCAUUAACAUUGGAGAGAGCAACACUUUUUUCUACCCGCAGGUCAUCAAAUUUGGCUGGGAAAAUCCCACAGGAACUCCUGUAGAAACCACUCAAGAGAAGAAAGACUUCAGAGAAUCUGAAUGCUCGCCAGCAAAAGCCCAGUGGCAAACAUCUCAAAGACCUUUGGUUUUUCCACCCUCAGAAGAAAUGAGAAAUCCCCAAGUUGGUGAGUGUUCCCUUCCUUCAUCUGAUGACUGGAAAGUGUCAGUGCUGACGGGAAGUGCAGGAGCUCGAGCAAAUGCCACUCUCUGGAUAUAUGGAGAUGGAGGAGCAGACGGACCAAUAACUCUUGGCAAGGAGAACAGAAAGCAGUUGUUCCUUCCUAGGCAAGAGGAUGAAUUUCAGGUUAAACUAAAAAGAGUUGGGAAUAUCUACAAGAUAAGAAUUGAACUUGGUGAAUUACUGAAUAAGCAGUCAGAGUGGAACAUACGAAGGGUGACACUGCAACACCUGAUGAGCAAGAAAACUCUGAAUUUUCCAGCAAACACAUGGUUGUCAAAGAGUGAUGGUGAUAGGGAUUUUGUCUGUGAGCUUCCAUUAGUGGAAGCUGGAAAACCUAUUUAUCCAAUUAUUUUAUAUCAUGUUAAUGUCUACACGGGUGACUUGGAGCAAGCUGACACAGAUUCUCCAGUUUAUCUGUGUAUCUUUGGAGAAAGAGGAGAUUCUGGUCAAAGACUUCUGCAGAAAUCUGGUAUCCCAGUGAAAUUUUUGAGAGGAAAGGUCAAUGCUUUUGAAGUGAAAGCUGUAUCUCUUGGAAAGCUGCAGAAGGUGCUGUUGCGCUGUGAGGCUAAUUCAAAGUCUCAGUAUUGGUACUGCGAUAAAGUCAUUGUCAGAGAAGAUGGGAAUAACUCAGAAUAUGUUUUCAAUUGUGAAAGGUGGCUUCCUUUUAUGUCCCAAGGUGUAAUUCAUUCAGAAAUGGAGCUGUACCCUCAAGAAUUUCAAACAACUCAACAGCUGAAAAGGCAAGAGGCAGCUAAUGAAGGAGACUGGAAGAUUACCGUAGUCACUGGGGAUUUUGAAGCAGCUGGCACAACAGCAACUGUAUGCCUUUAUGUUUAUGGAGAAAACAAAGCUUCUGGCCCUAUUAUUUUGGGAUCUGGGAAACACCAGCUGUUUAAUCCCAACAGUGAAGAUAUAUUUAAGAUUAAUAUCAGGGAUCUUGGGCAGCUAUAUAAAAUCCGCAUUGGCCAUGACAACACUGGUAAUGAUCCCAGCUGGUACCUGGAGGAAAUCAGACUUGAAAGAAUGUCUCCUUUUUCUCAAGAAGAGAUUUGUCUGCCCAUAGAGUGCUGGCUUGCAGAAGACAAGGGUGAAGGUGAUACAUGGAGAGAAGUGGCAAUAAGAAACUCUACAAAGGAAAUUUUGCCAUUGCUUGUGUAUGAGAUCCAUGUUCACACAGGUGCUAAACUUGGUGCUGAAACAGAUUUUAAUGUUUAUAUCAAUCUUAUUGGGACAAGAGGAGAUGCUGGCAAAAGGAAGCUCCAUAGAUCUAAGAACAAUAAAGUAAAGUUUCAACAUGGACAGAUGGAUAUUUUCUUCAUAAAGGCUGUCUCACUUGGAGACUUGGAGAAAGUUCUGAUUAGCCAUGAUGGAACUGGUCCAGGUAAUGGAUGGUUCUUGGACAAGAUUGUUAUUAACUAUAAAGAAGGAAAGGAAGGGAAAGAGGUUGUAUUUCCUUGUAACAGGUGGUUAGGUGAAUAUCGAGAUGAUGGGAAAACUGUGAAGGAGCUAACUGCUGAAAAAGCUGGCAAUCCAGAGAUGGCAUUCUUUGAUGCACAACAGUGGAGAGUGCAGGUGAAAACAGAUGGAGAUUCCCCAGAGCCACAAAACUGCAAAAGGACCCUUGUGAUUUAUGGCUCGAAGGGCAAAAGCAAUGAGCUACUGCUUUCACCACAAGACCCAGGACAUGUAUGUUUUCUACCCAGAGCAACUGAUGAAUUCAUUGUUGAGACUGGAGAUGUGGGAGAUGUGUAUAAGAUUCGGGUCAGCUGUGAUGACGUGCCAGGCUUUGAGGGUUGGCACUUGAAGUCUUUCCACUUAGAAGAGCUACAUACAAAACAAGAGUUGAACUUUGACUGCAACUGCUGGCUGUCUCUUAGCAGAGAAGACAAGGAGCUGGUGAAAGAAUUCCCUGUAGUCAGAGAGGACCAGAAAACUUUACCAGUCCAUAAAUAUGUUGUCUCUGUACAUACUGGUGACCGCUGGGGAGCAGAAACCUUUGCAAACGUUUAUAUCACCCUUUAUGGCAAAAGAGGUGACACAGGUGUAAGGAAUCUUCAUACACCUUUAACAACAGAAAGGAAAUUCCAAAGGAAUAAGGUGGAUUCCUUUUUGGUGGAAGCUGUUUCUCUGAGUCAUUUGCAAAAAGUGAUCAUAGGACAUGAUGGGCAAGGAUAUGGGGCUGGAAUGUACCUCAAGAUGAUAACAGUCAGGGAAUCACAAGACUCAGACAAUGAGUGGGUCUUUCCGUGCUGGAACUGGCUUGAUACUCAUCUGGGAUUAUGUGAGACUGUUUGUGAGAUAUUUACAGUUGGUAGAAGAUUGAUUUCUCAUCCUAAACUGCCUAAAGUCAUCAUGCAGUCAUCUGGUCUCUGGAUAAUGGACAUCACUGGAUCUGACUGGAGCAGUGAAGAGGAUCCAUUACACCUCUCUUUAAUCUUCUUUGGCAACCAGAAUCAUAAGAAGUUGCCACUUCAAGUUACAGGAAAAGAAAUUCAAAUCAAAGAUGAACUGUCAGAUAUUGGCUCGCUAUACAAAGUUCAGGUAACCGGCCCACACAGCAAGCUAAAACAGCCGUGGCACUUAGAUUUACUGCAUAUGAAGCACACGGGCACAAAGGAAGAGAUGUAUUUAGCAUUUGACUGCUUGUUCAACCCUAAUGAAGACAAAUGUGUGGAACUGCCAGCUCUCUAUGCAGAUCAGGAGCCUUUGCCCGUUGUGGAAUAUUCAAUCAAUUUGCACACCGGAGACUUGAAGAAAGCAGAUGCCACUGGUGAGGCUUAUCUGUGUAUUCAAGGAGAAAGGACUGACUCAGGGAAACGAUGGCUUAACUCGAGAAACAGCCUGAUUACUUUUGCUAGAGGGCAGGUGGAUGUUUUCAAAAUCAAAGCAGUAUACCUUGGCAAGUUGAAACAAGUUCUCAUUGGAUUUAAGAGUACAAAAAAAGAUGAGUGGCUCUUGGAAAAAAUUGUUAUAAAAGAAGUCAGCUACCCUUUUUCUUCACAUGUCUUUGUUCAUAAUGACUGGAUCAAUAAACAUCCUAAGAAAGAUUUUGUGGAAGUGGUAAUUCCUCUCAAAGAAAUGUCUGUGACAUCUCUUCUUACAAAACAAAUUAAUACUAAAAGCAGAGGACGAUGGCAAAUGUGGGUACACUGUGUGGAAGUUCCAGAAGAUACACCUGAUGUUCAAGUUGUGGUAUUUGGAACAGAAGGGAAAUCUUCUUCGCAGAAAGUUCAGAAUCUGAAUGAUAAUCCAUUUCUGUUGACUGUUGGAGAUGUUGGAGAUAUAACAAAACUUUCAUUUUUGUUAUCCAGUCCAUGUUUGGAAAGAGGAAUUAAGCUUCACAAGCUUAGGCUGAAAGAUCUGGACACUAAACAGGAACUGAGCUUUCCCACUGAAGCCCAGUAUCUGUUUGGAGAAGAUGGAUCUGAGACUGUGACAGAGCUAGCAGCAGUCAGACCAGACAAAGCGCCACUCAGAGAAGUUCUUUACUCAGUCAGAGUUCAUACAGGAACGUUGCCUGCAUCAGGAACUGACGCAGACGUAUUUAUAACUAUAUUUGGAGAGCAGGGAGAUUCCUGCAAAAGGAGACUAAGACACUCAUGUUUUGAAAAAGGACAGGUCAGUAUCUCCGAGGUGAGAGCAGUAGACCUUGGACAAUUAAGCAAAGUGCUUGUUGAGCACAGUAAUGUUGGUUAUGGAGCUGGAUGGUACUUGGACCAAAUUGUCAUCCAUGAAUCAGGCAAGACUGAUAGCCAAUAUAUAUUUCUUUGCCGGCAAUGGUUAGACAGUGGAGUUGGUGAUGCACAGAUGGAACGAAUGUUGAGACUUCUCGGAAAAGUCAGGAAUGAAAUGCUGACAGAAAAGAUUCACGGGACUUGGGAUGUCUUUGUCACAACUAGUGAUAUUUCUAGUUCCACAAAUCCUAAAAUGUCACUAACUGUUUGUGGCGGAAAAGGUGUCUGUACUUCAAUCAUACUCCCAAAAGGAUCCCUUAAAAAAAAGCAAGUUUAUGAGACUUCAAUUGAAUUAAACAAGAAAUUCACUACUAUAUUUAAAGUUCGCCUAGAAAUUGAAGAAGCUGGAGAAGGAGAGUCUUGGCAUUGCCAUCAGGUGAAACUUCAACACAGAGUAAGUAAAAAUCUUCUGGAAUUUCCAUUUUGCCGCAACUUCGCAGAUGACGAAGGGGAAAGAGUGGCUGAGCUUCCAGUUCUCAUAGUCAAUUCUCCUUUUCCACCAGUGAAAAGCUAUGUUCUCUAUAUCACCACGGGAGCAUCCCCUGGGUCAGGAACUGAUGCAGAUGUGUAUGUCAUGCUGCAAGGCACUUUGGGAGAUACUGGUAAACGAAAAUUAAUCAGAAAAGGAGAUGAUAACUUCACUGAAGGAAAGGUAGAUGUUUUUCAGUUGGAGGCAGUAGAUAUUGGGACUCUGCAAGAUAUAGUGGUUGAGAAAGGAAAAGGCUCUGACUGGCUUCUGGAGAAGAUUAUUGUGAAAGAAUUAGCAACUUCUGGGAUGGAAACAUUGUUUAUGGCUCAAACAUGGCUAAAAGACAGACGUGAUGGGAAAAGAUCUGCCUCAGUAACUCUGAAUGCCACAGAAAUCCAAGAGCAGAAGAGCACUUCUGCCUAUCCUCUAGGAAAAGAGCAAAGGAAUUCAGAAGGCAGAUGGAGGAUUUAUUUCACAAAACAUCACGAUGAAACAAAAAAAGACUUUGAAAAGUUGUCAGAAAAUAUAUCCAAGUUGGUUAUGGUUUUUUAUGGAAGCAACGGCAAGUCAAAUCCAGUUUCCAUGGAAAACAAACUGGAACAUCAAGCUAAGAACCAAAUAACAUACGAUAUAAAUUUACCAUCUGAUUUGGGUAUCAUUUAUAAAGUCAGACUUGGAUUCCAGAGUUUGGAAAGCAGCAUAUCACACUUGUCUCUUCAUCACUUUAAAAUGCAGAACACAGCAACCCUGGAUACCUUUAGUCUCACUAUAAAUAAAACACUUCCUCUUUCUCUUAAUGGAGACAGAUGGAUUGAAUUCCCUGUAGAGUGGCCAUUAAAAGAAGCACUUUCUGUGGUUACGUAUCAUCUAACAGUAUUUUCUAGAAAUAUAUUGACUGACAGAAGUGUAGUGCAUAUGACUGCGUGUAUACAUGGUACUCAUGGCGACACAGGGGACAGAUCCCUUCUCUGGCCAUUGCAGAAUGUCCAGCAGGGAGAUGACAGUGAGUCAUUACUUGUCAUCAUGGAUGCUGUUGAACUGGGAGAAGUGGACAAAAUUGUUCUCGUAAUCAGCAGUAAGAAAGACUGCAAAUUGGACAUUAAAAAAUUGCAUUUGAAAAACUCUGUAAGGGAUCAUCCUAUCUACGUGUUUGAAGUGAAUGAAGCUUUUUCUGUGGAUCCAAAUAAGCCAGAAAUACAGAGAGAAAUCCCAGUAUCUUUUGUUAUUGGAGGAGACAAACCAAAUAAUGGCAUAAAUGACUUAAAUAAAGAAGAAAGUCAAGAAGGAAAUCAGACAGAGUAUACUAUCAAAGUAUACACAGGUCACAGAAUGGGGGCAGGAACUGAUGCCAAUGUGCAUAUUGUUUUAUUUGGGAAUGAAGACAAAUCUGAAGUGUUUCACCUCUCUCAGUCACUGGAGCAUCAAGAUCCCUUUGAAAAAGGAAUGGUUGAUACAUUCAAGAUCAAGACUAAAAAAUUAGGAAGCCUACGUUCAAUUGAAAUUGGUCAUGAUGGAAAAGGAUUUGCAAGUGGCUGGUUUCUGGAAAAAGUAGAAAUCAUGGAUGCAUCCAGGAAUUCAGUGUAUUUCUUCAACUGUAACAGUAGCUGCAAACUCUCAGUACCUGAGAGAGCCUGGACUGCAGCUCACAAGGGCCAGCUUUACAAAAAUGAUUAAUGUCACACAGUAUCUCAAAGCAUAUCUCUGUACAGCACUGCACUAAAAU